UUAUGCGCAUGCCCGAAAAAUAUGCAAUGGCGGAAGCAACUCCCAAGAAAACUCGAAAUGAAAAUUGGAAGGUUUUAGAGAAAGUACCAGAGGAAGACAGUAAUCGACAAGGGGUCAACACCAAACAUGAACACCUGAUAACAGAAAUAGAAACCUCAGAUGGCCCACUGGCCACCGCUUUAAGGGCAGUGUAUGACGAUGAUGAGCUCAACAAGUUUGUGGAGCUGCUGGCCUCGCGUAUCAAGUUUCACGACAGUGAGAUAGAGCGUAUGUGCAACUACCACUACCAGGGCUUCAUUGACUCGGUCAGAGAACUUCUACAAGUUAGCACAGAUGCCGCCCAUUUAAGGGGUGAAAUAGAUGCGACAAACACAGCCUUGCAAGUGUCCUGUGAGCCAUUGCUGCGAAAUGGCGACGGUCUGGUGCGAUACAGACGGGUACAGAAGAACAUCGCCUCCGCCAUUGAGCAGCUGUCUCUGUGUCUGCCAGUUCUGGAAAUGUACAGCAAAUUACAAGAACAGAUGAAAACCAAACGAUUCUACCCAGCACUGAAGACCCUGGAGCAGCUGGAGCACACCUACCUACCCCGGGUGAGCAGCCACUGGUUCUCCCAGACCAUGGCGGAGGCCAUACCACAGCUGAGAAACCGGAUCAAGGAGGCCAGCAUGACCGACCUGAAGGACUUCCUAGAGAACAUACGCAAACACUCCGCCAAGAUUGGCGAAGUUGCUAUGCGCCAUGCAGCAGAACAGAACAACAUGGACCCUUCGAUUGCUCGUAAGCGUGAAAAGAAGCGUAAGGCCCCGGCUCCACCCAACCCUUUCACAGGGGAGAGGGACCAGGACAGCGACCAGGAAGGGGCCGCUGGGACAGAACACCGCUUCACUGAUGAGGAGGAGUUGAGCGCCCAGGAUCUGAUAGAUUUCUCACCUGUAUACAGAUGUCUUCACAUUUAUACUGUCUUGAGUGAUCGUGAACAAUUUGAAACCUACUACAGAAAGCAGCGUAGAAAACAGGCCCGGCUGUCACUCCAACCUCCGCCAAAUAUGCAUGAAUCCAUUGAAAAUUACAAGAAGUAUUUCCAUGAUAUUGUUGGGUUUUUUGUAGUGGAGGAUCAUAUAUUGAGCACAACACAGGGCCUUGUCAAUCGAGCAUACAUUGACGAGUUAUGGGAGACCUCGGUCAGCAAGAUUGUGUCUGUCUUGAGAACAAACUCGGCUCAGUGUAAGGAAGGUGUGAUCAUGCUGCAAAUCAAGAUGCUGAUUGUUUUAUUCUGUCACACACUUAAGGGUUAUGGGUUCAGUGUAGGACAUUUAUUAGAAUUGCUGCUAGAACUUAGAGACCAGUAUAGUAAUACGCUGACUCGACAGUGGGUGGGGGUAUUCAAUGGGAUAUUCUCGGAGGACAACUAUACACCAAUAUACGUGGAGGAGGAGCCGGAGUACAUAUCUGUGAUAACUCAGUUCCCAUUUGUAGAUGAAGAACUCCAACAGUCUCCUUUUCCAAAGCGGUUCCCGUUCUCAGAGUUUGUGCCCAAUGUAUACAAUCAAGUGAAGGAAUACAUCAACGCAUGCUUGAAGUUUUCAGCUGAUUUACAUCUAAGUCACACAGAGAUAGAUGACAUGAUCCGAAAGUCAACCAAUCUGUUGCUGACACGGACACUCAGUGGCUGUCUAACGUCACUCAUCAAACGACCAAAUCUUAGUCUUUUACAAUUAAUCCAGAUAUCCAUCAACAUGAACUACUUGGAGAAGUCGUGUACACAUCUAGAGGACUAUAUCUCCAGUAUUACAGGAGCUGAAAAGGACAGUGUCCAUGCAGCUCGACUCCAUGGAAUAUCCAUGUUUAAAGAUGCCAGAAGUGAGGCAGAGGAUUACAUCUAUAAGAAACUGAACCAGAAAAUAGACGAAUUCCUGGACCUUGCAAUUUACAACUGGGCCCUACCAGAGAUCAGUCAUCGGCCCAGCGGCUUUGUGAUGGACCUCAUUGCUUUCCUGCAGAGCAUAUUCAUGUCCUUUACCAAUCUGCCGGGCCUCACUUGUUAUCCUGGGGAGAAGGUUGCCAAGACUGCAUGUAUGUCUGCCUGCAAGCACAUCGCCAACUCAUUGAUGAGUUUCCUUCUGGACAACAACGUGACCUUAAUGACAACCUUUGCCCUGCAGCAGUUCAACCUGGACGUGCACGAGUGUGAACAGUUUGCAGCGUCCGAGCCAGUGCCCAGUUUCAAUGAUGGCACCCUGCAGCUUGCGUUUGCAGACCUUCGACAGCUACUGGAUUUAUUCCUGCACGAUGAUUGGUCUUCGUAUCUCGCUGACUUUGGCAAUCCCAAGGCCAAAUACGUCCGCGUGAAACCACAGGUGGCCGUGAGUCUUAUGGAGAAACUGAGCAAUUCAGAGAAGAAGAAGACAAAGGUGUUUGUGUCUUUGAAGAAAAAUGAGAGGGACAAGAAGAAGUUACAAGAAGUUGUUCUGAAGCAGUUGAAGGGUCUGGUGAAUGGACAGACAGCUCCUGGAACAUGAGAGCUCAUUGGUCUGUUGAAGGGGUGUGUUUGACAUUCCAACGAAUGGUUGAAGUCCUUAUAUCCCCAAGAUCUUUUCUCCUGGAACAUGAGAGCUCAUUGGUCCAUUUUAGGGGUGUGUUUGACAUUUCAACGAAUGGUUGAAGUCCUUAUAUCCCCAAGAACUUUCUCGUGAAACAUGAGAGCUAAUUGGUUCUUUUUAGGGUUGUUUUGGCACUUAAACCAAUGGUUGAAGUCCUUAUAUCCAAAAACUCUUUGUGCUUGGGCUUGCAUUUUGUCCAUUCAAAGUGUGGGUUGGGCAUUUUGGCCAACUAUUAGAGUUCAUAUAUUCUUUCGUUAAUGGUGGAUGGCUUGAGAAAGUACUGGUCUUAAGAGUUGUUGAAAGCUUUCAUCUCAAACGGUUGAAGUCCAUGUAUGAUGUACUAAAUUUUAAAUGUCAUGAGAUGAUUGGUCCACAUAAGUGAUGUGUCUGUUAUUUCAACCUAUGGGCUUAAUCAAUGCAUGAUGUAACUCAAUAUGCUGUGAGAUAAUUGGUCAAUGCAUCUCUCAUUUCAACCAGUGGGUGAAGUCCAUGCUUCAUGGAACUAAGGAUCAUGUACUAAAACAUGAUGAUCUUUAAAACAGCGUGUCAACAUUUCAGUAAAAGGUAAAAGUCGGUAUUUACCAUAGCUGUUUGGUGCCCUAUCCGAGAAUUGUUCAGGAGUAAAAACUGUGAGUUUCAGAGUCUUUUGUCCUUCAAGUCCUAGUGUGGAAUACAAACCAAAGUGAUUCUGUUCCAUGUAUUAAUACAAACAUAUGUUUUUGAUAGAGUUUAUUCAAUGUCUAUGUUGGCUAUGUAUAUUGGCAAAACAAAUCUUACUCUGAUAUGAACCCCAUCCUGCGAAACUGGGUCGUAUUCCAUGUAAGGCUAGCCUGUGCAGAGGUGGACGCAUAUGGCUUAAGUUCCAGUAAUGCAUGAAUCGGAUAAUAUAUUAUCUGAUAUACUAUUAAAACCAGCAUUGUCUUGCAUUGAACAUUAAAGUAGGAGAAAUUCCCAUGUCAAAAUAUUGCAUGUAGUCUCAGCUUAAUUAUCAAACAUAAAAAAGCAAUGUUUUUAAUGGAAGUAUAAAUUAUGAUCAUUUAACACAAAUGUGGAUAUUAACAUGUCACUUGCUUGGCAGGUUUCUGUGUUAUCCAUAGCCUGGUAGGUUAAAUUGUCAUAUUGUCACAUGCUCACUUUAUUUUUUUUGUUUUUUGUAAUAAGAUUGAUGAUUCCAGCAUUUCAAUUGUCAAGCUGUUUUGUGAUUGCUUCAAUCGGUACUGAAAAAUCUCUGUCAAGUAUUGGACACUGAUUCAAGAGUGUAUUAAAAUUAGAAAAAACACUUGCAAAUAUGUGCAAUGUAAAAAAGUGCUAAAUUUCCUGGACAUUUUAUCUUUUUACCUUUGACCUCAGUUUGUUUCAUGGGGUAUGACUCUUAUGACAAUGCACAUAUAUUGCUAUUGUUAUGUUUAUUAUGAUAAUUUAUAUUAAUCAGCAAGUAGAUGUCCUUGUUGUCCUUAUUAUUAUAAAAAUGUUAAGCAAGUAUAAAUAUGUGCUGAUUUUCUUGUUAUUUAUGCAAAUCUGUAGUUAUUAUUUAAUUUUACUCGUAGCAUGCAAAAAUGGUUAUUAUGCCAAAAGGAGAGCCUAACUGCUGGGGCAAUGGCGCUGUCUGGUUAGGUACUACACUGUCUGGUAUUUGAUGCACUGGCUAGACUGGAUAUGGCAUAAGACACAUUUUCGCAUGAUGUGGCUUAUAUAAAUACGAUCUGCAUAUAAAGGUGGAUAUACAUGUAUCGUGAUUUCUUAUUUUUGUAUCAAGCAUAUUGAUAUAAAUGUAAAUCCCUUUAUUAUGAAAUCAGCCUAUUUUGUGAUUUCUUAUUAUUGUAUUAUAUUGAUAUAACUGUUAAGUCCUCAUUUUAAAAUUAGCCUAUUGAUAUAAAGUAUAUUGUGAUUUCUUAUUGUUAUAUCAAUCAUUUUGAUAUAUGUAGUAAGUUAUUCAUGAAUCCAUAGUUAUAGACCAUAUUGAUAAACUGUAUAGCAACUAUUCAUUAGUCAUGCAAUACUCAAUAAUGUGAUAUUUUGGUUGGAUACAUGUGCUUUUCUUUUCAUUUUUUGUAAAAAUGCAUGUAAAUACAUGUCAAAAGUAUAACCAUCUUGGUUGGAUACAUGUGCUUUUCCUUUUCAUUUUUAGUAUAAAUGCAUGUAAAAGUAUAACCAUUUAAACACUGAGCAUUCGUUACUAUCUGUGCUGCAUACAUGUAGCUACUAUGUACAUAUAUGUGUCUGCAGUAUUUAACCCAUUUUUGCCUAGCAUCUAGAAAAAAGGCCCUGACAAACAUGAUGCGGCGUCUCAUCAGGGUCUGUGCUGUUUGCUUAAAGGAAGUUUUGUAAAAAAUAUUCUAAAUAUAGAAAUAAAAAUAUACUAGACAUCCCUAAUUUUGAAAAUAAAUUGAUCCAAUUUAGAAGGAUGGGAGAGUCCACUAGUUAUAAAUGGGUUAACUGAUAAAGCCAGAGUUGUGUUGCUGUUUCACCAUCCCAGAUUUUCAUUAUCUUGUGAAGGUUUAUUGCCAUUGUUUGGCUUUUAUUAUAUGCUGUCCGUGGUUUGUAGAGAAAUAUAAGUGCAUUAAAACUGAUGAUUCACUGUUUCAAACAGUGAAAAUUAAUAUUCACAGUGAACAUUAAUUUCCACUGUUUUACCGUGAAAUGACGUUGUUUUUAUGUCAUGACGUCAUUAUUUUGCGUCAUCCAGUUUUAACACAAAAAUAAUAAUUUGUAAGCAUACAAUAAAAAAAUUGUUGGAUUUGAUGGAAUAUCGAUUUUCAAUCACUUGUGAUCAUAGACAAAAAAAAAAAAAUUCUAUGAUAAAAAGAUUAUUCCACCAAACCAAACAAAUAUCCUUGAUGUAAGAUAUCUUUGAAAUUGGGCCGUUUGUCAUUUAUUUAGGGAAAAUCUAUGUUUCGGCUUGUUUUAAAAAUAAAUUAAAACCAUUGAAUAUUAAUGAAAAAUCUUGGCAGAGGACAAGCUUGAUGGCAAAAAAUGCACGAUACUUUCAGUGGAAAUGUUGGGUGUACUUCUGUUUAAACCCAUUUAUGCCUAGCGUCUAGAAAAAAGGCCUUGGCAAACAGGGUAGACCCAGAUGAGACGCUGCAUGAUGCGGCGUCUCAUCAGGGUCUGCGCUGUUUGCUUAAAGGAAUUUCUGUAAGAAAUAUUCUAAAUAUAAAAAUAAGUAUACUAGACAUCCCUUAUUUUGGAAAUAAAUUGAUCCAAUUUAGAAGGAUGGGUGAGUCCACUAGGCAUAAAUGGGUUUAACACCUUCAACCGAGGAUGUAACUAGCUUCAUUCAAAUGCUUAUGUUGAUACAUGCGUAGGAGCAUAAUUUCGUUCAUUAUGUAUUAGAAGUAAUUAGAGACAAAUUAACUUCAUCAGUUUGUAACACUAUUUAUGGUCCGACUAAAUUAUGAAUAAGUAAUGGUCGCCUUACAAAAAGCUGGUUUUGUAUGAAUAUGAUAUCUUGUGCUACACUAGGGUAUCUGUACUCACAAGAACACUUACCGGUACUUGCAUUUGCAUCCACUUACAGAACAUAUAUUAUCUUACUUCUCAAUUAUAUAUUCUGUCUCUAGUCUGCAACUAUAAUAAAUUGUACUGUGUAUUUAUGUGGUUCCAACAUGAUGAGUUACGAAAGAUCUAGUUUCAAAAAGUCAAUUUUAUGAAAACAUUUUUACUCUGUUUUUGAGUGCAAAACGAGAGUUUAUAUAAUAUGUUAAACAAAUUCUGAGAAUGUGACAUCAUGUGUGUUUAAUUGAAUUCUUAAUCUUGAAGCAUAAUGUUAUUGCUUGCAAUUUUUUGUUCUUAUUUAUAUGAAUUCCUAAUGUGAAAUAAAAUACCAUUGAAUACUAA
Dreissena polymorpha is the source of this 6437-nucleotide messenger RNA. RefSeq names its product exocyst complex component 6B-like. The record is from RefSeq and is a predicted model, not a curated record. The coding region runs from base 3 to 2519 and encodes 838 amino acids. Lineage: Eukaryota; Metazoa; Mollusca; Bivalvia; Myida; Dreissenidae. The transcript is spliced from 23 exons. Gene Ontology annotation, biological process: Golgi to plasma membrane transport; exocytosis; intracellular protein transport. Gene Ontology annotation, cellular component: exocyst; membrane.